Messenger RNA from Diplodia corticola, 522 nucleotides. RefSeq lists its product as uncharacterized. The transcript is spliced from 4 exons. NCBI's taxonomy places the organism in Eukaryota, Fungi, Ascomycota, Dothideomycetes, Botryosphaeriales, Botryosphaeriaceae. The record is from RefSeq and is a predicted model, not a curated record. The coding region runs from base 1 to 522 and encodes 173 amino acids.
AUGGCCGACGGACUCAACGAUGCCAGAGCCAUCCGCAUAGCCGAGAUCAUGACCGACUUCCGGAACCUGCAGCACUACAUCGCCCAGAUCCGCGUCUCGCCCGCCCCCGACGAAUUCUAUCUCCAGGGCUACACCCUCGUCCGCCAGUGCCACGCCGAGGCGCAGGCCAUCCUCAACGCCCCCUUUGACGCCAACACGUCGCCCGGCGAGAGCGUCGAGCAGCAGAAGACCCUCCUCAAAGCAGUCCUCCUCGAUUCCAGCAUUCGCCGGUUCCGCUGCCAGCGCGUGUACCUCCGCGCCACGGCGGCCAUGCGCUGGAUCAACUCGCGCGGCGCGCUGUUGCGCGAGGAGGGCGCCAGCGCCGAAGCGCUGCAGAAGGUGGACGAGUCCCUGCAAUCUGAGCUUGCAAACAUCACGGACGAGUACGUCGAAUACAGCCUCCGGUCCGAGGAUGCGCAGCAGGGCAAAUGGCUCCACGAGGACCCCGGGCUCGCCGUGAUCCAGCAGUGUCUGUUCGAGUAG